AUGUCCGAACGAAAGCUCAUAUUGGUGAUUGGAGGCACAGGAGCCCAGGGAAUCCCCGUCGUCGAAGCCCUCUCCGCCUCCCCAAACUACUCCGCCAUAGUCCUAACCCGCAACCUAACCUCCACCCGCGCCCAAACCCUCGCCUCCCUCCCCAAUGUAACCCUCCUCCAAGGAACCCAAGACUCGCUCCCCUCCCUCCACGCCGCCUUCGCCCACAAACCCCACGGCGCCUGGGUCAACCUCGACGGCUUCACUUUGGGCGAGAAAAACGAGCUCUUCUACGGCAUCCGCGCCUACGAGAUCGCGCGGCAUCAUGGCGUCAAGCACUACAUCUGGGCGAACACGGACUAUGCGUUGCGGAUUGCCGGGUGGGAUGAACGGUAUCAUUGGGGGCAUAAUGAUGCGAAGGGGAGGAUUGGGGAUUUGAUUCUGGCGCAUGGGCGGGGGGAGAGGGAGGGGGGUUUGCUUGGGGGGAUGGCGGUGAGUUUGCUGACGACGGGGCCGUAUAUGGAUAUGUUGUUUGAUGGCAUGUAUCUGCCCCAGGAGAAGGAGGAUGGGAGUUUUGUGUGGAGGAAUCCGGCGGCGAACGGCAAAAUCCCCCUCAUCGCCCUCGCCGACGUCGGCAAAUACUCCCUCUGGAUCCUCAACAACCCCCUACAAUCCACCAACCUCAACCUCGCCGUCGCCACCGAACAAGUCUCCUUCCCAGACAUCGCCGCCACUUUCACGCGGGUCACGGGAAUCCCCGCGACCCACGAACCGAUGCCCCUCGAGGAAUACCUCCCCCUCGCGGAACCCUACCCGCACGCCUACGCCAACUGGGCACUGGGGCCCGACACCCCCCGGGACAAGAGCGUCAUGACGUGGCGGGAGAAUUUCUCGGCGUGGUGGAGGUUUUGGGGCGAGGGGAAGGGGGCGACGAGGGAUAUGGGGUUUUUGGAUGGGGUUUUGCCCGAGAGGGUGAGGAGUUUGGAGGAGUGGAUGAGGUUGGUGCGGUAUGAUGGGCGGCCGAGGGCGGUGUUGAAGGGGUUGGAGGAUAUGAGGGGUGGGAAGGGGACGAGGACGGGGGAGGGGAAUAAGGUAGUGUAG
Zasmidium cellare ATCC 36951 is the source of this 1089-nucleotide messenger RNA. RefSeq lists its product as uncharacterized. Bases 1 to 1089 code for a protein of 362 amino acids. Lineage: Eukaryota; Fungi; Ascomycota; Dothideomycetes; Mycosphaerellales; Mycosphaerellaceae. The transcript has 3 exons. The record is from RefSeq and is a predicted model, not a curated record.